Messenger RNA from Onthophagus taurus, 1284 nucleotides. RefSeq lists its product as uncharacterized. The record is from RefSeq and is a predicted model, not a curated record. NCBI's taxonomy places the organism in Eukaryota, Metazoa, Arthropoda, Insecta, Coleoptera, Scarabaeidae.
GAGUUGUAACGAUGAACUGGCUGGGACAACCGGUUCUACUUUGUUAGAGGUGAAAUGCCUUCCCACCACAAUACACCACACUGUCGUGAGGUAUCCCACAGAUGAUUGCUGGUUCGUUUAUUGCCAUAUUAAACAUUUAAAGCCCGCCAGUUGGGACGAUUUAUCGAUUGUAUCCUAGUUUGUGGCAUGAAGAAUAGAGGGACUUGCGAUUGGAUUGUCAUUCGUCUUUUAGUCCAUGAUUUCAUGGCAAUACUGAACAUACAAUGCCACGAUUGAUAGUGUUGGUUGUUUUGUUAUUGGCUUCUCAACUGGGGGAAGCGAAGAAAAGGAAAAGAUCCGGAGAAGUAUAUUCUUAUCAAAGUGUUGAUAAUGGUGGUGUUGUCGAUAUUCUUAAAAAUACUAGAGGUGCCCAUACUUUUCAAUCAGUGGAUGCAAACGGAAAUGUACAAUCUUCAUCAAUAAAUUAUAUGGGGUCCAACACCGGUUCUGAUAUGGGAUAUAAUUCAGGAAACGUUAAAAUCAUUAAAACAAACGGUAAUAAUCUAGUACUGGAUUUAUCUACUAAUUCUUUUAAUAACAAUAACAUGCUAACCGAUGAUUAUUACUACGAUAACGACAGUCAAAUCUCAAUAAUUUCCCACUACGCACAAUUAAUGAACAACUUUAUAACGCCAAUUUCGGUGCGUUAUAACACAGGUUUUAUUGGAACCACCGAUACAACAAACGUACUUGAAUAUAUAUUCGUUCAUUAUUAUUCUGGAAAGCUUAUAUCCUCAGAUGUAAUAAAUUUUCGUCCCGAAGAUUUACACACCUGCCCAUUAAUUGAGUAUUGUUUAAAAGAAACGCGCCCAUUAUGCAUAGGCACAAUAACUUACUGCGUAACGCCAAUUCGAAAAACUGCCGGAUGUUCACCGGAAUUUAAAAACGGAAAUAAACCUUGCCUAACAACCACCAUACCCAACAAAAAUAAAAAAGAAGAAAAAAUCGUUCUUCCUUGUAUCGCAAUUUUAGCACAAACCGGUUCAAGAAAGAAAUAUUGCGCAACAACCAUUGUUGUUAACACUAAAAUGAGGGAAACGAUGGCUAAAGUGGAAAGGACCGUGCAAAGUUCUAUGGCACGUGCACAACAAGCUAUAGCAAAUGGAUUAAACGCUGGAAGGCUUGGGUUACAAAGAGGAAUGGAAACUAUGAGAAAAGCUUUUGGGAGAUAUCCUAUGUUUAAUAUAAAUUAAAACACAAAAAUAUUUUGUAGAGUAUAAUUAUUUAAUAAAUUGUUUGAAAUUA